Laccaria bicolor S238N-H82 is the source of this 321-nucleotide messenger RNA. RefSeq lists its product as uncharacterized. The record is from RefSeq and is a predicted model, not a curated record. The coding region runs from base 1 to 321 and encodes 106 amino acids. NCBI's taxonomy places the organism in Eukaryota, Fungi, Basidiomycota, Agaricomycetes, Agaricales, Hydnangiaceae. Gene Ontology annotation, cellular component: Golgi apparatus. The transcript has 4 exons. Gene Ontology annotation, biological process: endoplasmic reticulum to Golgi vesicle-mediated transport; endocytosis; intra-Golgi vesicle-mediated transport. Gene Ontology annotation, molecular function: GTPase activator activity.
AUGUCCAGACAAGACAAAGUAACAACGGAAAGAUUCACAAGGACUCUAAGGGAGAUGGUGAAGAGACCAGAAAACAAACUUUGCGCUGACUGUAAGCGAAACGAUCCUCGGUGGGCUUCCUGGAAUCUUGGCGUGUUUUUGUGCAUCCGAUGCUCGGGCAUCCACCGUGGUAUGGGGACGCAUAUUAGCAAGGUCAAAUCUGUUGAUCUGGAUGUGUGGACCCCAGAGCAGAUGGAGUCUAUCCAGAAAUGGGGGAACCAUCGCGCAAAUCUAUAUUGGGAAGCUCAUCUCAAGUCAGGGCACACCCCUCCUGAGCAGUAA